Paramuricea clavata is the source of this 2446-nucleotide messenger RNA. Lineage: Eukaryota; Metazoa; Cnidaria; Anthozoa; Malacalcyonacea; Plexauridae. The record is from the annotation of a GenBank genome assembly.
AUGGCGCUAAUUCGCGAACUCGACGGCGUGAAUGUCAAGGAAAAUUUUACAUGGCGUUUGAAUGACGGUGACAAGUUAGUAUCGGACAAGUAUCAAAUUGUUGAGAUGUUUAACUCAUACUUUAUCGAACUACCGAAAUCAAUUUUCACUGAAUUAAUUAAUAUAACUGGAGACUAUAUUUCCCCAGAGAAACGAGUUCACUCGCAGCUCGAAAUCCCCCACAUCACACCUGAGCAAGUGAAUGAUUUUCUGGAUCAAAUUCCUGUAAAUAAAGCUACCGGCCCAGAUGGUGUAGGUAUACGGCUUCUCAAGUUAGCUGCCCCUGUAAUUUCAGAAUCGCUCAGCAGAAUAAUUAAUUCCUGCAUAAUAACUGGAAAAUUUCCAACAAAGUGGAAAGAGGCGAGCGUUACACCUAUCUACAAGGGUAAAGGUUGUAAAAGUGAAGCCUCAAAUUACAGGCCCAUAUCAGUGUUGUCCGUCUUGUCUAAGGUGUUUGAAAAGCACAUUGCGUCAUCAUUGCGUGCUCACUUGAAGGAGAACGCCUUGUUGUAUGGAUUACAAUCCGGCUUCCGGAAGUCAUUUUCCACUGAAACUGCAUUAAUAAGGCUUUUGGAUCAGUUGCUUUUCAACCUUGAUGAAAACUGUGUUAGCGGUCUGGUCCUCGUUGAUUAUAAAAAAGCAUUUGAUUUAAUAGACCAUAACAUCUUGAUUAAAAAGCUUUUUUCAUAUGGAGUACAUGGCCAGUCUCUGGAAUUGUUCAAAAGUUAUCUUUCUGAUCGAUCCCAAUAUGUCAAUGUGGACGGUGUUAAGUCAUCCUCUAGGCCUGUCGAAUGUGGUGUGCCCCAAGGAUCUAUACUUGGGCCCAUUUUAUUCAUUAUAUUUAUUAACGAUCUUCCAGAUCAGAUUAAACAUUCUGUUGCUGAUAUUUAUGCUGAUGACACGACGCUUAGCUAUGCACAUGAUUACUCUUCUGCCCCUCAGUCAAUUACGGUUGAAUUACAGAAGGACAUUACAAAUCUUGCAGAUUGGUCAAGAGUUAAUCAUAUGGUUUUGAAUGAAGAGAAAACUAAAACUCUUCUGAUCGCCGGAAAGCGCCUGAAGAAGAAAAUGGACACACUUGAUAUUGAUCUUAUGCUGAAUGGGAAAAAACUCCAACAAGUCACCUCGUUUAAAUUGCUUGGAGUUACGCUCGAUGAUGAACUGAGCUUUGAUAUACAUGUUGACAAUAUAUGUAAGAAACUAUCUCAACGAAUCGCGGUACUCUGUAAAAUAAAGCGUUGCCUCCCAUUUAGAGAACGCUGUCUUUAUUAUAAUGCUAUGAUAAAGCCUAUCAUUUUCUAUGGUUCAGCUGUUUGGACAACAACCUCGAAAGAAAACCUAAACAGAGUUUUUAGGUUACAGAAAAGAGCAGCUCGGGUUAUUUUAGAUUUGGACAUGUCAGCGCGAACAGUUAACAUGUUUCAGCAACUAAACUGGAUACCAUACUACGACGAAGUGAAGAUUCUUAAAGCAACAACAGCCUAUAAACAUAUAAAGAAUGAUUCUCCGAACUAUUUAGAUGAUAUGCUGAAACUGAAUUCUAGUGUAAAUAGUAGAUCCACUAGAUAUUGCAAUUUAAAUUUCCUAUGCCCUAAAUAUAAGCGAGAAACCGAAGGUGGUCGUACAUUUGCCGUUUCGACCAUAAAACAAUGGAACCAGCUGCCUAAGACUGUGCGUGAUAAGGGGACGGUGGCUUCGUUUAAACACAGCAUGAAACAGCUUUUUAAAGAGAGCUAUGAAAACAUCGAUCAUUUUACUAUAUAAUCUUCGGAUUUUAGACGUAUGUAUAUAUAGUAUUUUAUAAAUUUAGUACUUAGGUUUAAUGUUAUUUGUAUAAUCCAUUGAGAGCCACAAAUUUAUCAGUGCAAACUGGCAUGUGUAACUCUCGUUAAAUAAAGUCUUCAUUCAUUCAUUCCUAGCUGGGGACCUCACUAACAGUGCAACUUGCUUUUCCACUUUUGCAGAUGUAGACAAGGAGUCACUGACAAAGAUUGGAACCUUCGGUCACAAUGCAUCUGACACUUGGAAGUCAUGGAAAUACUCGGAUAGGGUUAAAGUAGCCAAUGCCAUUGAAAAAUUCAAAAAGAAAAUAAAGCAUAAAAAUGUUUCAGCCAACACCAAAAGAUCAAAUAUAACAUAAUUUAUUGCCAAGCAGAAAAGCCGGCAAGAAUUUGUUCCUUUGGUGGCUGAAUUGGUUGACCGAGCACAUGUUGAACCGCUUCAUUUAAAAAAUAACGCCUGUGCAUUAGCCCAUCGCUAUUCUUUAAAUCAAGCGAUUGAAAUGUCUAAACCUCAUUUAUCAACUUCUUUUUCUCAGGUUCCACCAGAAACUCCAUUGUUCAAGUUCAUUGAUGUUUUAAGAUCCAAGUGUAAUUUGAAUAGGCUGGAGAAUUAUAAGAUGGUAUGA